CUUGACAGUAGGUUUGCACUGUAUAAAUGACGCGCGCUCCCUGGGACGCACACGAAAGUGCACCACAGUUCUUGCAAUGCUGCACAUCAAAGUCUGUGGAGAAGACAUUUUCUUUACUCUCAUACCUUGUUUCAAUGGAUAGUCAAGUAUAGGACAUAUUUCAAUUAUUGAAAAUCUAGAAUAUACUGGUGUUCCUGCAUCUUUAACGGCAUCGCUCGUCCAUUGGCGCACGCUCUCAGGGCAAGAUGAAAACUCUGCUGUCAAUUAUAGUCCUUUGCAGUUUGGCAAAUAUGUUUUGCCAGGAGCUGUAUUCCAGCGAAGACAACUUGUCAACGGAAAAUUUCCAACUUGAGGACUACCCCUCUCAGGGUCACUUAUUAGAUCCGGAGCCUUUGCAGGCAUUACUGCGAAUCAUAAGGAAACCCGGUGCACAACAAUUCUUCGGUCUAAUGGGGAAAAGAUCCACAGCAAAAACACAAGUGACGCGCAAAAGGCAGAAAUUCCAGUCUUUUGUCGGAUUAAUGGGCAAGCGGAAUCUAAGAAAGCAAAGCGAGUAUUCUCACCACCCUCCGGUGCCCUGCAACCUGCCAGUUUAGUGGCAUGAUUACCAAGCUGUCGUCUCCUUCAGGGUUUGGAGGACCAUCAACCUGGGAGUUAAAACCUUCAUAGUUGUCAAUACAUGUCGGACCGGAGCUGUGGCUUUGACAGCCUACUGGAAAUAAAACAUUAAAAACCUCUCUGUUUUUUUGACUAAACACAGCUACCCAUGAAUUGUAUCAACACUGAUAUAUAAAAUUAUUGUUUAAAGAUAACAGGUUUGUGAUUUAAUUUCCUUGGCACCAACAAACUAAUCAGACCAUAAGCAGGUCCGAAUUGGAUCGAUGGAUACCAUUAUAAACUGCAACACUGCCCUCUAGAGCACAAUGACAACUGGACAAAUAUCUUGGAAACUAAAAACCUGUUAUCAUCACAAGUUUAUUAAGUGACUGUACAAUACAAAUGAAAAAUAAACUUAAAAAUACAGAAGUGGAGUACAUGAC
Messenger RNA from Alosa sapidissima (American shad), 1040 nucleotides. Its product is annotated as protachykinin. NCBI's taxonomy places the organism in Eukaryota, Metazoa, Chordata, Actinopteri, Clupeiformes, Clupeidae. The transcript has 5 exons. Gene Ontology annotation, biological process: tachykinin receptor signaling pathway. The coding region runs from base 246 to 596 and encodes 116 amino acids. The record is from RefSeq and is a predicted model, not a curated record.